AUGUCCCCAACGUACCAGAUGAGUAAGCGUCGUCGAGAUGGAAAUGUGACAUACCUCUGGGAGUUCCUCCUCAAACUUCUGCACAAUGAUGACUUUUGUCCCAAGUUUAUAAAGUGGAUCGACCAAGAUAAGGGGGUGUUCAAGUUGAUUGAUUCAAAAGCAGUUUCAAAACUAUGGGGCCAGCAUAAAAAUAAACCUGCCAUGAAUUACGAAACGAUGGGUAGAGCCUUGAGGUAUUAUUAUUCAAGAGGUAUUCUCAACAAAGUUGACGGCCAGAGAUUGGUGUACCAAUUUGCCCAGCUUCCACCAUCAUUGAUCUCAUCAUCACCUUCAUCGUCAUCAUCGUCAUCAUCUUCAUCAACAUCGUCACCUAAUGAUAUGGUGAUCAAUCCUAGCAACAGUAAUGUAAAUAUUUUCUGA
Helobdella robusta is the source of this 420-nucleotide messenger RNA. RefSeq lists its product as hypothetical. NCBI's taxonomy places the organism in Eukaryota, Metazoa, Annelida, Clitellata, Rhynchobdellida, Glossiphoniidae. Bases 1 to 420 code for a protein of 139 amino acids. Gene Ontology annotation, molecular function: sequence-specific DNA binding; DNA-binding transcription factor activity, RNA polymerase II-specific. The record is from RefSeq and is a predicted model, not a curated record. Gene Ontology annotation, cellular component: nucleus. Gene Ontology annotation, biological process: cell differentiation; regulation of transcription by RNA polymerase II. The transcript is spliced from 2 exons.